ACUCUUUCCCCUUAUGCUCCUCCUCUCACCAUGUCGUCCUUCAAAAAUGGAAUCCUUUUCUUUAUUUUCUCUCUUCUUUUUCUCUCUCCGCUUCCCUCCACCGCCCAACCACCCGAUCCAAACGAAGGCCGUUACUCCUACGCUCGUUUCACUCCUUCCAUGGCUAUAAUCGUGGUCGUCUUAAUUGCUGCUUUGUUCUUUAUGGGUUUCUUCUCUAUUUAUAUUCGGAACCGUUCCGAAGCCAACGGAAGCGUCGUCCGCCCUGUCAACGGAGGAGCCGGGCGUUCCCGUCGCGGGGUGCGUGGUCUUGAAGCGUCGGUCAUCGAGACUUUCCCCACCAUGGUUUACUCCGAAGUUAGGGUUCAUAAGAUCGGCAAUGGAGCUUUGGAGUGUGCGGUUUGUCUGAACGAGUUCGAAGACGACGAAACGCUGCGUUUAAUCCCCAAAUGCGACCACGUUUUCCAUCCUGAAUGUAUCGAUGCUUGGCUGGCUUCUCACACCACUUGCCCCGUUUGCAGAGCUAAUCUCGCUCCUCAAGCGGGUGACCCGGUGAGUCAACCCACUGAGUCGGAUAACACCGCCACGGAAAUGGACCUCGAGGCUCAAAACGAAGGUGGUGACUCGGAAACGGUAGAAGAACGAAGGAGAAAUGCUAAUAACGUUGACUGUGACGAGGAGGCUGACGUUGCUCUGGGGAUUGAAGUAAUUGACUUGAAUCGAACUUUAAACAGGAACCGUACACGUGGAUCAAUAUCAAGCCGGACGCGUAGGUUCUUUUUUCCACGAUCACACUCGACCGGACAUUCUCUGGUCCAACCGGGUCAAAACACGAACCGGUUCACUUUGCGAUUACCAGUCGAUGUUCGAAAACAGUUAAUGAACCGGAAGUUGAAUCGGGCAACGAGCUUAGUGUUGCCUAGGGAAAGAAGCUCACGGCGAGGGUAUCGAGCCGGAGAAGACGGUGGAAGCAGUAGAGGAAAGUCUUUGAGAUGGUUCGACGAGUCGGACCGCGGAGUGAAGUCGGACCGGUGGGUGUUUAGUAUGGCACCACCGUUUAUUAGUAGAGCAUCAUCCAUGAAAUCACCAAAGGUGGCGGCUGAUAAUGGCGAAGGGACCUCGGGUUCCAGUUUGACAGUUGGACCGGCGGCUGACUCAAACCGUCCUCCGGUUUAAUGUCCGAUCUUAUUUUUCAACGACUUGGAUCAUGGUCGCUUAAUUCUAUAAUUUUUUUUAGCCACGGCAUUUGUGUAGAUAUGAUCAUUUUCGAUGAAAUGUUUAUUUAAUAUUUUUUAUCUAUCAAAAACAUUCUUUUUAGUA
This is a messenger RNA of Hibiscus syriacus, 1317 nucleotides long. RefSeq names its product E3 ubiquitin-protein ligase ATL6-like. The transcript has a single exon. The coding region runs from base 31 to 1173 and encodes 380 amino acids. The record is from RefSeq and is a predicted model, not a curated record. NCBI's taxonomy places the organism in Eukaryota, Viridiplantae, Streptophyta, Magnoliopsida, Malvales, Malvaceae.